Messenger RNA from Manihot esculenta (cassava), 1689 nucleotides. RefSeq lists its product as uncharacterized. Lineage: Eukaryota; Viridiplantae; Streptophyta; Magnoliopsida; Malpighiales; Euphorbiaceae. Bases 56 to 1564 code for a protein of 502 amino acids. The record is from RefSeq and is a predicted model, not a curated record. The transcript is spliced from 5 exons.
CUAAGUUUUAUCUUCUCAGUAAGAUUUGUUAUUUUUGGUUUGAAGCUUGAAGAAGAUGCUGUCGCCAUGUCUUCACCUCUGCAAGACCCCUUUCAUCUCUAAUCAUCGACUUGGGUUUCAUCACACCUUCAAAUCCACCCUUUCUAUACGAGAUGUUUCAAUUGGCUCUGAUUUUCAGAAACUAAAUUCUAAAAUUUUCACAACCCAAUGCCAGAACAAACCCCUCCACCGCCAAAAUGUAAGUCGCAAAGAGGGAGUGGAAGUGAAGGGAAAAAAGGAAAAUGUGUGGAGCAUUGACAAUGAUAAGGCCAAAGCUGCUGCGGAGAAAGAAAAGGGGAGAGCCAAGCAGAGGAGGAGAGGCAGGAGAGUGGUCAGAGAGAAGCAGAACAGAAAUGGUAAAAUCAUGGUCUCUGGUGCUAUGCUAAUGGAGAUUGAUACUGUUCUCCAAACUCAGGAACCUGUAAUAAGACCAGCAUGGAAUACAUUUGCAAGUAGUGUGAGUGGGAUAUGGAAGGGGGUGGGAGCAGUAUUUUCCCCCAUCACUGCCGAAAUGGAACCCAUUGAAAUCGGAAGCAGGAAUGAGCAUUUAUAUGAUUGCUACACUCUUUCUCACAUUGAAACAGUGCCAUCCCCAUCUGGAGAACAGACAUCGCAAAUCCAAAGGAAGAUAAAAUGGGUGACUUUAAAUCCUUAUGGUGAAGUGCUACAGCAAGUUGGGAGUAAUAGACUCAAGGAUAAUGAAGAUGGGAAUGCUUCUUUGCCCCGAAAUCACACAGGCAAUGUUGGUACAAGUCAUAUUUUGCCUGAUUUUGAGUCUUUUGACUUUGAACUAAGUGAUUUAAUGGAAGAAGAUGUCAUGGGCAAUGAACCGGGUCUUGUUUUCUUUGAGGAUGGAUCAUAUUCCAGGGGUCCAGUCAAUAUUCCGGUUGGUGUUGAUGAUGAUUCCAAAUAUUAUCUCACUCCAACUUUUAAAUUUGAGCAAUGUUUGGUCAAAGGUUGCCACAAAAGACUCCGUAUUGUUCAUACCAUAGAAUUCAAUAAUGGGGGAUCAGACAUACAGAUAAUGAGAGUUGCCAUUUACGAAGAACAGUGGGUCAGUCCAGCAAAUAUCCGUGAUUACAGUGAUAUGGAAUUGGAUGUAAAGCCAUUUUCUCAGAGGAAACGAACUCAGCCUUCAGAGCUGACUGGGUCAUGGAAAGUUUUUGAGGUGAAUGCUACUCCAGUAUUUGGAGACGAGCUGGUAACUGAGGACAGCAAUAGUACACCAUACGUCUACCUUUGUGCAGAAACCUUGAAAAAGAGAAGCUUGCCUGAAAAUCCAAUCUACUUUGGGGAGGAGGAGAUAGUAGAUAUGCAGGAUGUGACUGUUCUUUGGCUGCCAGGUGGUGUCACAGGAUAUGUUGAUGUUAGCAAAGAUGGCAUCCUCUGCAUUGGUGUUGGAUGGUACUCCGAUGAGGGAAUCAACCUAGUUAUGGAAAGGGAUUAUGGAUUGGAUGGGAUGCUCAAGGAAGUUCGGUGGAAAUCUGAGGUAAAGAGAAGGUGGUCUGAUCCAGACGGUGUGUAAAAUUUCACUUUUUAUGUUGUUGGUCUGUAAAUAUGAAAGGUUUUCUUUUUGAAUGCUCUUUGGGCUGACAAAGCAUCAGAUAUACGACAUUCAAGAUCCAAUCCACACAUGAUUGAGAGAUCCUA